Messenger RNA from Sphaerulina musiva SO2202, 755 nucleotides. RefSeq lists its product as uncharacterized. Bases 114 to 755 code for a protein of 213 amino acids. Lineage: Eukaryota; Fungi; Ascomycota; Dothideomycetes; Mycosphaerellales; Mycosphaerellaceae. The transcript has a single exon. The record is from RefSeq and is a predicted model, not a curated record.
GCCAGUAUCACAAUCACCGAAAAUACCAACUUCGACGACACCACCGUCCACAAUAACAAUAACCCCAAGAAAACCACCCUUAACAACCCCAAAAAACCUUGCCUGGCAUAAAAAUGGCUGGCCCUCCACUAAGGCGAUAUCUCCGUGAGCCCACUAGUACGAGAUGCCUCGUACUGUCCCCAGCACUGUCCCGAGAACCAGACUCCAAACCAGACUCCACAGUCCAAGCCUCCGAGUCGGGGCGAAAGGGAAAAGGGAAGAGGUCACUCACGCAAGCGGCCCAGAGUGAUGUGCCUCUACCACGCCCACGGGCUUUCCCAACACGAGGAGAACGGGCUCGCUUCCCCCCGCGACGCGAGGAAGCGGCGGCAGAAGCUUUCGUGCAGCUCUUUGGCGAGCAGCCAGCAGUCUCUCCUCCUCUUGAUGAUGACCAAGCCACCGAGGUCAACAGCGAGGUUGCAUUCCUGGAGGCUCAGGAGCCGGAGAUUGACUUGAGCGUCGAUCAAAGACAUUGGUACGUGAUAGCCCGAGAGCACGCUGCUCUCGAGGGUCGAAUCAUGACCGAUAAUCUUUUGCGUGCCGGCGAGAGAGCCUACGCGGAGCUGCUGGGGAGAGUGCCCACCGAGGCGCAGAGCGUGGAGGCAUGGCUGCAUGGCACCCACGGCGCUGGUGAUGCGGAGGUUCGGAGGGCCCGAUAUCAGAUCCUCUAUGACGAGGAACUGCAGGGGGUCGAUUCGGAAGGCACUGUCGAUUGA